AUGACAAGAAAAAAGCUAAAAUUUGAAUUGGUGGCGAAUGAAAACGCUCGAGCAACGAAACUGAAGAAAAUAUGGUCAGCGCUGAUCAAAAAGGUAACAGAAUUCACCAUAUUAUGUGAUGUGAAGCUUUGUGUGAUCACUUAUAGCCCUAACGACGCUGCGCCAAUGGUGUGGCCAUCUGUUGAGAAGGCUGGUGACCUCAUACGCAACUUCAAUGCCUUGCCAGAUUUCGAGAAGAUGAGGAAAGCGAUGACUCUCGAGUCAUUCAUGACGGGGAAGAUAAGUAAGGUUGAAGAGAAACUGAGGAAACUUCAGAAGAAGAACAUGGAGCAUGAAAUAGAUAAGCUGAUGGUGCAACUACGUGGUGAUCGUAGAAUGGAUGAUCUUGACGUGAAUGAGCUCAAGGCAUUGCUAUCUUUCUCAAAGGAUAAGAUCAUGAAAUUAAGGAAGAGGGUAGGUUCCGUGGAGCAUCGUCCUCUUCGCGAUCCAUUUGAGACGCAAUCAGAAGAGCCUAGGACCACAACGAAUGAUGGUUUCGUGAUAGGAGGUGGUCAGGACGCUGAGAGAGCUAGGAACACCAUUGAAGGAGACAAGACCCAUUACUUGAUGGAUGGGUGGGUUUACCCAUCUCCGGAGCCGCUUAACCCUCUAAUCCACCAGCAAAUCGGAAUAGGAAUGGGAUCUUACAACGCAGAUCCAAACCCUAGAAGUUACCUUCCGUUCCAAGGAAGCUAUCCUCCAUACCAAGGAAGCGGUAUCAGCGGAAACCCUAAUUUGCAGAUGCACCCGAAUGUUCCACCAGUGAUGCCUUUCCAUGGUAUGCUUGGAUCAGUGUCUCAACCAUUACAGCAUCAUGACAUGAACAUGGACAAUAAUCCAAUCAUGGCUAUGAGUCAACCAAUGCAAAACCCUAAUUUGGAGAUGCACCCGAUUCCACCAGUACUGAUGCCUUUCCAUGGUAUGCUUGGGUCAGUGUCUCAACCAUUACAUCAUCAUGACAUGAACAUGAACAACAAUCCAAUCAUGGCUAUGAAUCAACCAAUGCAAAACCCGUUUGAUGCCAUGAGCGGCGAGGAACGAAACAACUUUAACAUCGGCGGUUCGCAGAUGGCGACCAACGACGGUCUCCGUCAAGAGCCACCACCACCACCACCACCGAAUGAAGCAACGGCCGGAGAAGGUAAUGCUGAUGCGACGUCGUUUGAUACCAAUAGGGAUUGGCCGGGAACUAAUUAA
Eutrema salsugineum is the source of this 1236-nucleotide messenger RNA. RefSeq lists its product as uncharacterized. The transcript has a single exon. Gene Ontology annotation, molecular function: cis-regulatory region sequence-specific DNA binding; protein dimerization activity; DNA-binding transcription factor activity, RNA polymerase II-specific. The coding region runs from base 1 to 1236 and encodes 411 amino acids. The record is from RefSeq and is a predicted model, not a curated record. NCBI's taxonomy places the organism in Eukaryota, Viridiplantae, Streptophyta, Magnoliopsida, Brassicales, Brassicaceae. Gene Ontology annotation, biological process: positive regulation of transcription by RNA polymerase II.